Molecule: messenger RNA, 1965 nt
Organism: Pseudomyrmex gracilis
Lineage: Eukaryota; Metazoa; Arthropoda; Insecta; Hymenoptera; Formicidae
Gene: Prpk
Product: EKC/KEOPS complex subunit bud32
Exons: 4
Coding region: 797-1504 (235 amino acids)
Biological process (GO): protein phosphorylation
Cellular component (GO): EKC/KEOPS complex; nucleus; cytosol
Molecular function (GO): protein serine/threonine kinase activity; ATP binding
Source: RefSeq, a predicted model, not a curated record
AACAAUUUAAAAAAUAUUUAACAGAACAAUGGCUCUUAGAAGCAACGUUCUACUUUUACUUUUAUAAUAAACAAAGUUAAAAUUUGCACCUCUACAUCUGUGUCUGCUUCUAAGAGCCAUUGUUCUGUUAAAUAUUUUUUGUAUUUUUUACAUCACGGUUGUGUUCCACCUUCCAACAAAUCUCAGCUUACUCGACAGGUUCUAAUCCAUAGGAAUCUAGUGCAUCUCCUAUUGUUUUCUAUUUCUACACGAAUUUAUCUGUUUUAUAUAUAUAUAUAUAUGACUUAUACGGUACUGAAAGUGCAAUUUAUCUUUUGGUUUCUGAUCAUUUACCAGAUAAGUAAAUUUUACCGACACGUGGAACAACGCAAAUCGGAGUUUUAAUCAUUAAAUAGAUAUUAUCCGAUAUCUUAUUUGAAGAUGGAACACAACCGGUUCUACAAGUUUUUUUUUAACGUAUUAGCAUCUAUGUUUUUAGUUUCGUGUAACUUGUGUUUCUCUUAAUUGAUUGGACAUCAAAGAAAUCUUUAGUUGAUAAUAUAAUGAAAAGAUUUCUAAUCCUUAAUUAUAAUGUUAUUUCUUCUGAAGAUACCUACACGUUACGCGCGCGAGAUAAGUGCACUUGCAAACGCGCGCGUCGAUGCGCAAUUUUCGCACUUUUUGCGCAUGCGAUCCCGAAUGAACGACUUGUGCCGUUCGUGCCUGUUCGCGGUUCGAAUUUUGAGUCGAGAUUCACAAUCAAAGAACAACAAUAGCAAGUGUUCGCGACUUUUAUAUAAAAAAUAUUGUAGCUGAGAUGAAAGAUAUGGAGAUAAUAGCGCAAGGUGCGGAGGCGCGUCUGUACAAAACAAUUUACUUGGGGAAGGCGACCCUGGUGAAGGAAAGAUUCGUGAAGAAUUACCGCCAUCCGGAUCUGGACGCUCGCCUCACCAAGGAUCGCAUCAAAGCCGAGGCCCGCGCCAUUAUUCGAGCGAAAUCCGCAGGAAUAGCGACGCCAGCCUUGUAUCUCGUAGACUUGGAGCGACGCAGUAUCUAUAUGCAAUACGUGGAAAACGCCAUGGUGCUGAAAGAUUUCAUCGACAAGAGUAUCUCGGAAAAGACGGACACACUUGAUCUGUUGGAAUUCAUAGGGUGCGGAUUGGGCUCGCUCGUAGCUAAACUGCACUCGCGGAACAUUAUCCACGGUGAUCUUACCACGUCGAAUGUACUGAUCAAGAAUGACUGGAAGAUACUGCCUUGUAACGACCAUAGCGAAGCCGCAAACCAAUUCGUAAUGAUCGACUUCGGUCUGGCCCGAGUGGAUUCCACAGUGGAGGACAAAGCGGUCGAUCUGUACGUGCUCGAGCGAUCGUUGCUCAGCGCGCAUUCCGAAGCGCCAAGAUUGUUUCACCAUAUCUUUGAUCAUUAUCAACGUCAUUAUCAGAGCAAAAGUCAGUGUGAACAAGUGGUCGCGAAGUACAGGCAGGUGCAGGCACGAGGACGAAAGCGUUUGAUGAUUGGUUAGAAGUAACGAAGAUAUAAAUUUACUUCGUCAUUAUAGUUUAUAAAGAGUACGCAAUAUUUUUGUAUAAAUGUAUUUUACAUGCAGUCGGAAAUGCUUUGCAUUUUGAAUUGCAAAUAACCCUUUGUAUAAUUGUCGAUUGAAAACAGAAUUGCAUAUGCAUGUAAAACUUCGUGUUGAUGAUUAGUUAGGAUUGAAAUACACAGCUUGAGAAGGUAAGAAGAUCUUUAUGGAUACAUCAUAUUGUAUAUAACAAUAUAUAAGAAUCAAUGACGAUAACAUUGUGUGAUUACCUAUUGCAUGGGACUGAUAUGGAAGGAGACUGGAUACCUAUUGCACAUAUGUAUGAUACAUUUGGCAGCAGCAACAAUUCAUGUGUGAAAAGCUGUUGCUCUUUUAUACCCACGUUUUGUAUUAUAAAUCAGUCAAAAUGCAAUCCAGAAUAUAUGAUAAUCCAAGUUACC